Molecule: messenger RNA, 417 nt
Organism: Penicillium nucicola
Lineage: Eukaryota; Fungi; Ascomycota; Eurotiomycetes; Eurotiales; Aspergillaceae
Product: putative eukaryotic translation initiation factor eIF1a-like protein
Exons: 2
Coding region: 1-417 (138 amino acids)
Biological process (GO): translational initiation
Cellular component (GO): nucleus
Molecular function (GO): RNA binding; translation initiation factor activity
Source: RefSeq, a predicted model, not a curated record
AUGGGUCCUCCACGCAGAAAGAUGCUGGCAACAGCUGAGGAAACCCUCACACCUCCCGACUCUCUCUCCGACACCCAACAGAUCGUGCGCGCACUCAAAGCCACCGGAAACAACAUCUAUCUGAUCGAACGCACAGACAAGAGCCAGGCACUCGUCGAGUUGCCCGCACGUUUCCGUUCCACGAUCUGGAUCAAGCGUGGCUCCUAUGUCGUUGUCGAUACUAAGGGACAGGAGGAACGGGAUAACAAAAUCCGUGGGGAGAUCGUCAAUGUGGUUAGGGAUGAGAAGGCUUGGAGAAAGGCUCCUUUCUGGCCCAAGGAAUUCGUGAAACAGCCCGCAGUUGUCGCCGCUGCGGACUCCGACGAGGAAGAAUCCCGUGUUGGUCAAAUGCCUUCUUCUUCGGAUGAGUCAGAAUGA